AUGGAGGGCGGGGCUGAGGGGGGGGACCAUCACCACCACCACCGAGCCCCCGAUCACAGCCUGGCCGGCCCCCUGCACCCCACGAUGACCAUGGCCUGUGAGACGCCCCCAGGUAUGAGCAUGCCCACCACCUACACCACGUUAACCCCCCUGCAGCCGCUGCCCCCCAUCUCCACCGUAUCGGACAAGUUCCCCCACCACCAUCACCACCACCAUCACCACCACCACCCGCACCACCACCAGCGGCUGGCGGGCAACGUGAGCGGGAGCUUCACCCUCAUGCGGGACGAGCGCGGACUGGCUUCCAUGAAUAACCUGUAUAACCCCUACCACAAGGACGUGACUACCAUGGGCCAGAGCCUCUCGCCCCUGUCCGGCUCGGGGCUAGGCGGCCUCCACAAUUCCCAACAAGGGCUUCCCCACUACGCCCACCCGGGCGCCGCCAUGCCCACCGACAAGAUGCUCACCCCGAAUGGUUUCGAAGCCCACCACCCGGCUAUGCUUGGUCGCCACGGGGAACAGCACCUCACGCCCACCUCGGCGGGCAUGGUGCCCAUCAACGGCCUUCCACCGCACCAUCCCCAUGCCCACCUGAACGCCCAGGGCCACGGACAGCUCCUGGCCACCGCCCGGGAACCCAAUCCUUCGGUGACCGGCGCGCAGGUCAGCAAUGGAAGUAAUUCAGGGCAGAUGGAAGAGAUCAAUACCAAAGAGGUAGCGCAGCGUAUCACCACCGAGCUCAAGCGCUACAGCAUCCCACAGGCCAUCUUCGCGCAGAGGGUGCUCUGCCGCUCCCAGGGGACCCUCUCGGACCUGCUGCGCAACCCCAAACCCUGGAGCAAACUCAAAUCCGGCCGGGAGACCUUCCGGAGAAUGUGGAAAUGGCUGCAGGAGCCCGAGUUCCAGCGCAUGUCCGCGCUCCGCUUGGCAGCUUGCAAAAGGAAAGAACAAGAACACGGGAAGGAUCGAGGCAAUACACCCAAAAAGCCCCGGUUGGUCUUCACAGAUGUGCAGCGACGAACUCUCCAUGCAAUAUUCAAAGAAAACAAGCGUCCAUCCAAAGAAUUGCAAAUCACCAUUUCCCAGCAGCUGGGAUUGGAGCUGAGCACCGUCAGCAACUUCUUCAUGAACGCCAGGAGGAGGAGUCUGGACAAGUGGCAAGACGAGGGCAGUUCGAAUUCAGGCAACUCAUCUUCAUCAUCCAGCACUUGUACCAAAGCGUGAAGGAAGGAGACCCACAAACUCAAACCUCGGUGGAAAAGCUUUAAAU
Dipodomys ordii (Ord's kangaroo rat) is the source of this 1270-nucleotide messenger RNA. It is a transcript of the gene Onecut1, whose product is annotated as one cut homeobox 1. The record is from RefSeq and is a predicted model, not a curated record. Gene Ontology annotation, biological process: regulation of transcription by RNA polymerase II. NCBI's taxonomy places the organism in Eukaryota, Metazoa, Chordata, Mammalia, Rodentia, Heteromyidae. The transcript has 3 exons. The coding region runs from base 1 to 1224 and encodes 407 amino acids. Gene Ontology annotation, cellular component: nucleus. Gene Ontology annotation, molecular function: DNA-binding transcription factor activity, RNA polymerase II-specific; RNA polymerase II cis-regulatory region sequence-specific DNA binding.